This is a messenger RNA of Nanorana parkeri, 972 nucleotides long. RefSeq names its product tetraspanin 31 (gene TSPAN31). The transcript has 6 exons. The record is from RefSeq and is a predicted model, not a curated record. Gene Ontology annotation, cellular component: membrane. Bases 202 to 840 code for a protein of 212 amino acids. Lineage: Eukaryota; Metazoa; Chordata; Amphibia; Anura; Dicroglossidae.
GCAGGGGAAGCCCGAUCGAUGGAAGGACGGAGAAGAUUCACACGCAACCAAUCAGCGAUCUCGUCUGUCUCUAGGGAGCAAGGGUGGUGACGUCACUGGACAGCGGGCCGGUGGGGAGAAAGAAAGAAAGAAAGGAGCUCCUCAUUUAAAGAGACCCCUCCAGUGAUUCGGCGGAGCUCGGCCAGAGCCCACGUCGGGAGGAUGGUGUGCGGCGGCUUCACCUGCUCCAAGAAUGCGCUGUGUGCGCUCAACGUGGUCUACAUGCUGGUUGGCCUCCUGCUGAUUGGUGUGGCGGCAUGGGGAAAAGGCUUUGGAAUCGUCUCCAGCAUCGAGAUUAUUGGGGGAGUCAUCGCAGUUGGCGUUUUCCUACUCCUUAUUGCUAUUGUUGGCUUAAUUGGAGCAGUUAGUCACCAUCAAGUGAUGCUCUUCAUUUACAUGGUGGUGUUAAUACUCAUCUUUAUUUUCCAACUGGUGGUAUCUUGCUCCUGUUUGGCUAUGAACAGAUCGCAACAAGAGCACUUCCUGAACAACACAUGGAUCCACCUUGGUAAUGUCACUCGAAAAGAGAUGGAGAAAAACUUGAAUUGCUGCGGUCUAUUAAACACCACAGAUAGCAAAGAUUUCAAGGCAGAAUUUUCUUCCUGUGAAGCGGAGUGUAAGAUGAAGCAUUCACAGUGUGAAACAUGUGGCGAUAAAAUGUUGAAUCAUGCUGGUGAAGCCUUGAAAAUCCUCGGAGGUGUGGGACUCUUCUUCAGCUUCACAGAGAUCCUCGGUGUUUGGCUUGCAUUUCGGUACAGGAACCAGAAAGACCCUCGUGCAAAUCCAAGUGCUUUUCUAUAGUGUUACUGAAAAUCUCCCCGCAAUCUUUCAAUCAUACAUAAUUGUAUUUUUCAGUUUUAGUCCCAUCUCUUAGCGGCUAAUUUCUGACACUAUGGUUCCAUGUUCAGAUUGGCUAGAAGAAAGGGACGGGGA